Messenger RNA from Aspergillus terreus NIH2624, 459 nucleotides. RefSeq lists its product as uncharacterized. The record is from RefSeq and is a predicted model, not a curated record. The transcript has 2 exons. Gene Ontology annotation, biological process: tRNA processing; nuclear-transcribed mRNA catabolic process, RNase MRP-dependent; intronic box C/D snoRNA processing. The coding region runs from base 1 to 459 and encodes 152 amino acids. Gene Ontology annotation, molecular function: ribonuclease MRP activity. NCBI's taxonomy places the organism in Eukaryota, Fungi, Ascomycota, Eurotiomycetes, Eurotiales, Aspergillaceae. Gene Ontology annotation, cellular component: nucleolar ribonuclease P complex; ribonuclease MRP complex.
AUGUCCACCACCACCAAAAGAAAAUCCCCCGAUGAUGCUACCGUCCAAUCCAAAGCGACCAGCUUCACCGCGCGCAAUCCCGCGUGGACCUACCUCAAGCUCCAAUUAGUCCACCAGCCAGGCACCUCCGUAUCUAUCCAAUCUGCACCGCUCGACCCCCUCACCGCGCGAACCUACCUGACUGCCGCGCUGUCGCAGUUCCUCGGUCUGACAGGGACCACCAUCUCCAUCGAUAUUCUGAAGGUGUCCCCCGAGACGGAGCAAGAGCAACCCGCGGAGAAGAUCGUCUGGAUCCGCGUCCCGCGACAGGACGCGUCGGCAGUCGUCGCAGCGGUCAGCUCGUGGAUCGGUGGGGGCUCUGGCGGCGCGGCGGGCAAUGUCGCGUGGAGGAUCCGUGCGAAAGGGAACUAUCUAGGCGCCCUGGUGCAGGGAUCGGGGAGUGACUUGUUUGUUCCGUAG